Angiostrongylus costaricensis is the source of this 471-nucleotide messenger RNA. NCBI's taxonomy places the organism in Eukaryota, Metazoa, Nematoda, Chromadorea, Rhabditida, Metastrongylidae. The record is from the annotation of a GenBank genome assembly.
AUGUUAUCUGGGCGGACGCUAUUCUCGUUAUUACGUAGUUGUUCAUACCUUUCUAUUUCAACUUCUGGAUCUCCUCGUGUCAUCUCUAGUCAUAUUUCAUCUUCUGUACGUCUUUCAUCUGCGAAGAAAGUCGAGUUCAUAUGUGGAGAUGAGAAGUUUGUUGGAACAGCAAAGCUUGGGGACACCUUAUUGGAUGUUGUUGUGGAUAACGAUUUGGCAUUGGAUGGUUUUGGUGCUUGCGAAGGAACACUAGCAUGUUGUACAUGCCAUGUUAUUCUGUCACCAGAGCAUUUUGAUCGCGUUGAUCAGGUUAAUCCAGCCGGAGAAGAAGAAUUAGACCUUCUUGACCUCGCUCCUGAACUAAGCGACUAUUCACGCCUAGGUUGUCAGGUUCAAGUGGAGUCGAAUGAUUCUGAAACUAUUGUCGUUAAAGUGCCUACACAAAAAAGGGAUGCACGAACGCUAGAUUAA